Molecule: messenger RNA, 4770 nt
Organism: Dictyostelium purpureum
Lineage: Eukaryota; Evosea; Eumycetozoa; Dictyosteliales; Dictyosteliaceae
Exons: 4
Coding region: 1-4770 (1589 amino acids)
Cellular component (GO): membrane
Source: RefSeq, a predicted model, not a curated record
AUGGGCGACAAUAAUAACAUCUACAACUACAACAAUAAUCAAAAUAACAAUAACAGUAAUAAUAAUAAUAAUAAUAAUAAUAAUAAUAAUAAUAAUAAUAAUAAUAAUAAUAAUAAUAAUAAUAAUGAAUCAUUUGAUUUACAUAAAAUAGAGUUUUUAAAUUUUUAUAAAGUUGUAUUUGAUACAAAAGAAGCAUUAUAUAAUUAUAUAAAUCAAUUUCAAAAUUUGUUUUUAUCGAAAUUAGGAUACCAUAGCAUUAUUAAAAAUAAUUUUAAUGACGAUCAUCCAUUAUAUCAACAUUCAGAUUCAAUUAUUAAAGAGUCAAUCAAAAGCUUUCAAGACAGAAAGAAUAGUUUAGAAAAAAAUUUUAAUUUAAUUUUAAACUAUUAUGAAAAGUCUCUAUAUUUAAAAUUAAAAUUGGAUAACUUUGAUCAGUUCUUCAUUAAAGAGAUUUUACAUGUAUCAAAUAGCAAUGCUAAGAGCAAACAUAUCGAAGAGUAUUUAGAAUUGAAAGAAUUAAUUCAGAGUGAAGUUAAACAGUUUUUUCAAGAUAGGGCCACUUAUUUCGAUUUACCAAUUAUAAACAUUCAAAUUGUAUUUAACAUUUUAUAUGACGACGUUGGCAAGGGUAUUGGAAAAAGUUCAAGUUUCUUAAAUCAUAAUAAUAAUAUUAGUUUUAAAAAUAAUUUUAAUAAAUCUCAAACACCACAUAAUAGUAUUAGUAAUAAUAAUAAUAAUAAUAAUAAUAAUAAUAAUAAUAAUAAUAAUAAUAAUAGUUCUCAACAUGAAUUUGAUGAUCAAUUAUAUUUAAAUAAUAUUGUACCUCAAUAUUUAAAUAGUUUUAAACUCUACCAAGAAUAUAAAUUAAAGUUUAGUAGUAAUAUAAACGAUAUAAAUAAUCAGCAAAAUUAUAAUAGUUUAGAAGCUCAGUUCAAAAACUAUGAAAAUAAUAUUCAAACUCAAGUAUCCAGAUAUGAACAGUAUCAAAGAAAUAAAAUUGAUAAUUUAAAAUUAUUGAACCAAAAUUUCAAACAAAGCUCCCCAGAUGUUGUAGUAAGUGGUAGUGGUGAUUAUGGAUAUCGUGGUCUUAGACACACAAGCAGCUCACUUAGUAUCGGAAGUAGCAGCAGCGGCGCAGCAAGUACAGUUGGUUUUUCACAGUUUAAUAGAUCUGCAGAGAAUGUAAAUUCAAUCGAUAGGAAGUUAAAACUGUUAAAUGUACCAGCUUUAGAGAAUUUGGUGUAUGAUUUAGAGUUUCACAAAUUUUUAUGGAAUAAAAGGUUCAAAUUGGUAAAGAAAUUCAAUUGUUCAGUAAUUUUCGAAUACGAAUUAAAGAUUAUUUACAGACAGAAUUCAACAGCAAAUAACAUUAUGGUUUGGAAUGCAAUUCCACAAACUUUUCAAAACCAAAAUGUUAGAAAGUCAUCAAUGGUUCUUUUGAAUGGUAAGGACGGUUCUGUGAUUAUGGAGCCCCAGAUUAUCGAAACUGCUGCAGAUUCAUUACAUCAAAAGAUAUGGUACUUUAACUAUAACCAACCUAGUGUCCCAACCGCACGAACCCAUUUCACAUUCAGAGAAGCAGUAGAAAUCGAUAUUUAUAAAGUUGACCUUGUUGAAGUAACUGACCCAAACGAAAUUGUAUUAGUCGAGCCUAUUAGCGAUCGUGAUAUCGACCUCUAUCUACGUCCAACCGAUAUUCUAGAUUUCGAAAAUAACAUCGAGUUUGAAGAAAUGGUUCAAAAAAAUGGUUUCUUUCCACAAUUAUUUGAAGAUGGUAGUACUGAAAGUAUACUCUCAUUUGCUUAUAGAAUUUAUUUAUACAUGAUUUUAAAUUUCAAGAUCAAUACUUUACACGAUUUAAGUGGUAGGCCAGUAGAAACAUUUAAUGCUAAAUAUGGUGAUUCAAAUUGUCAUUGUUUUUUCUUUGCUUCAAUUAUGCGAUAUCAUAAAGUGCCAACAAGAAUUAACUUUUGUCACCUUUCAAAUAUAGUUAAUAAUAAUAUGAAUAAUAAUUAUAAUAAUAAUAAUAAUAAUAAUGGUUCAAAUAAUAGAUAUUCAACAUUUGAUGAUUUUAAAUCAUUACUUCUCUCACCUUUAGAAAAUAAUAGUAGUUGCAAUAAUAAUAAUGAAACAGAUAAUGGUCAAUGGUAUACUAAAUUAGAUAUUUUCAUUGCUGAAAUUGGUUGGGUACCUAUCGAUGUUACAAGAAAAGAAUUUAAUAAUAGUAAUGGUAACAAUUCAACAUACACUCAAUCAUUUGGUAAAGAUCAUGGUGAUAUGAUAACGCUUGGUUUAGAUUUUCAUAGUGAAAUACCUUUUUUAAAUCAUCCAAAUAAUCCAUUUAUAACAAUUCAACAAAUGAAAUAUCAAAAUGGUACAAGUGAAAGAGAAAAAGUAGAAUUAAUCAAAGCAACUACAAUAUAUUCACAUAAAACUCAAUUAAAAUUACUACCUUCACCAUGCAAACAAGAACAAUCUAAAUUUGAAAAAACUUUAUUAAAUGCUUUAUAUUAUCAUUAUAAUAAAACCAAUUAUAAACAGUUUGAUAAUUUUAAAGUUAUUAAAAGUUUAAAUAGUAGUCAAUCAGUAAAUAGUGACACAAAUAGCACUCAUUCUAUAACUAGUGAUUUUAAUAAUGAUAAUAAUAGCAAUUGUAAUAUUAAUAACAAAACAAAUAGUAGUAUUAACAAUAAUGUUAAUAAUAAUGUUAGCAAUAGUGUAAAUAAUAGUACUACUAAUUUGAAUGGCAAUGAUAACAGUAACAGUAACAGUAACAGUAGCAGUAACAAUAAUAGUAAUAGUAACAGUAAUAGCAACAAUAACAAUAACAAUAACAAUAACAAUAACAAUAACAAUAACAGUAAUAGUAGUAUUAAUAGUAAUAGUAAUAGUAAUAGUAAUAGUAAUAGUAAUAGUAAUAGUAAUAGUAAUAGUAAUAGUAAUAGUAAUAGUAAUAGUAAUAGUAAUAGUAAUAGUAAUAGUAAUAGUAAUAGUAAUAGUAAUAGUAAUAGUAAUAGUAAUAGUAACAGUAAUAGUAAUAUUAAUAAUCAAGGUUUAUUCUCAUGCCCAAUAUGUAAUAAAAAAUUUAUAGAGUCUGAAAUUAAUGCUCAUGUAAUAACUCAUCUAGAUGAAGUUAAUAGUGAUAACAACGUUGAAAUAGAAAAUGGUGAUAUUAACACAUCAAUAUCAACAGCAUCUACAGCCACAACACCCGCACCAGCACCAAUACCAAUUCCAAUACCAACUCCAAUACCAACACCACCUACAACAACAACGACAUCAACAACAAGCAAUAUAACAAAUAUUUUAGAUAUUAGAAAUUUAGUUAUUAAUAUUGAAGAAGGCGAUGAAGAUUACACAAUUCAAGGACGUAUGGUACAACCACCACUUCAAAUGCCAGCAAAAUCUACAUUAAAGAAAAAGAAAUUUUUAUCAAAAGUUGGGUUAUUUAAAGAUAAAAAAGAAAAAGAAACCAAAGAUAGUAAUAGUGAGUUUAAUGAUAUUAUAAACCUAAACUUUAAUAAUAACAAUAGUAAUAAUAAUAUCAGUAUGAAUAGUAACUAUAGUAAUAAUCCAAAUAGAAUACAAAAUAAUAUAGAAACUAUUGAUACAGGUAAUGAAUUAAUUUAUAGCCCAGAAACUUUUUCACCAGCCGAUAAUCAACCUCAAACCAACAAUAACAUACCAUCAAAACCUAGUAAAUCAAGUAAAUCACCAAAAAUUAAACACAAAUCAAAGAAAUCACAAAGUUUAUCACCAACCACAAAUAAAGAUGAACCAUCUUAUGAAUCUUAUCUAAAUGAUCAUCAAGCUCAUCAAAAUUUGUGGGAUAAAAAAAUAUUUAAAUUAAAAAUAGAAUCAAAUGGUAUUAUAAAAUAUAACUAUUGUAAGGAAAUUAGUUUGGUUAGAGGAAGUAUUGAAAAAUCAAUUUAUUAUUUAAAUAAACCAUGUAAUUUACCGAGUCAAAAAAUCAACUAUACAGCAUUUUCAGUUUAUAACGAUGAUGGUGAAAUGAUAUGCGAUUCAGAGAUAAUACCAACAGAUUUGAAUCCAAUCUAUAGAAUAACAUUAAAUAGACCACCAGCUAAAUAUCAGUUAAGACAAGAGAUCCAAGCAGAGCUUUUCAAGGUUUCAUUAGUCGAAGCAGAGCCAGAUGAGAUAGUACAUGUCGAACAAUUGACUACUGAGGAGCGUGAAUUUUAUUUAAGACAAGAGUACUAUUUAGAUAGUCAACAGCAAGAGUUUCAGCAAUUUAUACUUUUACAAAAACUUUAUCCACAACGUUUCUCUGAUGGCAAUAUCGAGUCUCUAUUAUGUUUUGGUUAUAGAGUUGCAUUAUAUCUAAAGCGAAUCGAAUACUCACCAGAUCAUUCAAAUCAAGAACCACUUGAGACUAUUAGAUUGGGUAAAGCUGACUCUUGUUCAUUUGCAAUUAUUUAUCAAAUGAUUUUAAGAUUCUCCGGUGUCCCUUGUCGUACUCUAAGCGGUAAAAACUCUGGUUUAUCCGGUCGUAUAGAAAUAGUCCACUACAAAAAUGAAUUUUAUCACCCAACUAUAGGAUGGAUACCUGUUUGUAACAGUAUUUAUGACCCUAGUGUUUACAAUAAGUAUUGUUUUGCUCAAGAUAUAGGUAAUCAUUUGUCUCUUUCAAUCAACAAAAUUAAAUCUGAUGAAUUAAAAAAAGAAUUUCAAUUAUUAAACCCAUUGCAUAUUCAUCAUUACUAUGAUAAACCAAUAUUUAAUCAAAAUGAUACUUUAAAAAUUAAUUAA